Messenger RNA from Aspergillus pseudonomiae, 1791 nucleotides. Its product is annotated as Alpha/Beta hydrolase protein. The record is from RefSeq and is a predicted model, not a curated record. NCBI's taxonomy places the organism in Eukaryota, Fungi, Ascomycota, Eurotiomycetes, Eurotiales, Aspergillaceae. Gene Ontology annotation, molecular function: dipeptidyl-peptidase activity. The transcript is spliced from 6 exons. The coding region runs from base 1 to 1791 and encodes 596 amino acids.
AUGUCCGUGGAAGAGAAGCUAAGAACUCAAUUUCCAGACACUGUCUACACAGCAUUGACACCACCAGACCGUCAUCCCGGACUCAACUACAAGGGCUUCCAUCCAGGGCGAGUUACUCGACUUCCAAGGGGCCAUGUAAAGGAGCCUGGAUAUCAGGCAUUCCCAGUGGAUGUGACCUGGGAAGAAGACCAAGCAAUCGUCAUGCGUGACGGUGUCAAGCUCUAUGCAGAUGUAUUUCGCCCCUUUGAUGAAACGGACAAGGUACCUGCAAUCCUACCCUGGAGCCCAUAUGGGAAGGUCGGGACUAGUACUCUAAACUACGAUAAUAUGGGGCCAUGGCGGAUCGGUAUUCCAUACCAGAAUCUGAGUGGAUAUGAGACUUUUGAAGGUCCCAAUCCAGCGGAGUGGUGUUCCAGGGGCUAUGCAGUUGUCGAUGUCGACGCAAGAGGGGCGGGUCAUUCGGAGGGUAACCUCAUGUUCUGGGGCGAACAGGAGGCAGUCGAUAUCUAUGAUACAAUCAGCUGGAUAGCCCGGCAGCCAUGGUGCAGCGGAUCAGUAGUUAUGGCGGGAAACUCAUGGUUGGCUAUUUCACAGCUCAACUUUGCGUCGCGUUUCCAGCAUCCAAAUCUUAAGGCUAUUGCCCCAUGGGAAGGAUUGACGGACCUCUAUGAUCAUCAGAUAUGCCGCGGGGGUAUCCCGAAACCUGCGUUUGGUGAAUUGAUCCUCGGUGGCCUUGCAGGGUCUGGAAAGGCAGAGAAUAUGGGCGCCAUGGUCAAGUUCCACCCAUUGUUUGACGCAUACUGGGAGGAAAAGCGAAUCAAACCGGAAGAUAUCAAAGACAUUCCGAUGUAUCUUACAGCCUCCUACUCCACUGGUCUACACUGCGACGGCUCUAUCAGAGCGUUUGAAACAGCAACGACGUCUCAGAAAUGGCUACGUGUGCAUUCUACGCAAGAGUGGCAUGACCUAUACAGACCAGAAGCUACAGACGACCUGCAGCGCUUCUACGAUUACUACGCUAAAGGCAUCCAAAACGGCUGGGAGGCGGAAACGCCCCGUGUGCGCCUGAGCCUAUUGGGGUACGAUGGUAGCAUGGCGAAAACAAUUGUCGAGCGCCCUGAAGAGCAGUGGCCUCCAGCACGGCAGCACAUCCGUCGCUACUAUCUGGAUGCUGCAACUCAAUCUUUGGGAACAGUCAAGCCUGUGAAUUUUACCAGUAUUGCACAUGAAGGGCAUUCAUUGAUUGCUUCCUCAGAUUUCACGCUCUUCUUCGACAAAUAUACAGAGCUAUGCGGACGUCCCUUUGUGAAGCUAUACAUGUCUUGCAAUGUGAAGGAUGACUUUGAUGUCGUGGUGCAGAUCCGCAAGAUCUCUGCGUCGGGAGAACCUCUUGAGUCUCUGAACUGGUCACCGAUGCCCGCGCCACGGCCGAUGGUUCCAAAUGUUAAUGUCGCAAAGCAUCUAGGGCAGCAGGGUAUGCUCCGAGCUUCACACCGCGUGAGCCUACAGCCCCGAGCCAGCGAAGAUGAGGUUCCUGUGUAUGACCACCGCAGCAGCCAACCGAUCGCUCCUGGAGAGAUUGUUCCUCUUCUGAUCCCAAUAUGGCCUCUGGGAAUGGUUUUCGAGGCCGGUGAAGGUUUGAUCCUGCGUAUAUCUGGUCAUGAUAUGUCACUCCCGGAAACAGAAUCGUUGAGGCUAACAGCCCCAAUCGAUGAUACUGAAGGGCAGCACACCGUGUACACGGGUGGAGAGUAUGAGAGCCAUCUGGUACUUCCUCUGAUCAGCGAAUAG